UGGGAGACCGAUUGUUGCAGGAAUGUCAUCUGUAUUCCAACCGAUGGCUAUCCUAUUGGAUGAUGUUUUGAACCCUAUAGUGACACGUACCAAAUCCUAUGUAAGGGAUACCACGGACUUCAUCAAUAAGAUUAAUACGAUACAUUGUACUAAUGACAAUAUACUAUUAUGUACGAUGGACGUGGCAUCCCUUUACACAUCAAUUCCACAUGAUUUGGGUAUUGACACAGUGAAACGCAAUAUACAAGAGUUACAGCUUCCAACAGGUGUUGACAGCAUGUUGUUACAAUUUCUCGAAUGGGUCUUGAAGAAAAACUACUUUGUCUUUGAGAAUAAAUAUUAUGAACAAAGCCAAGGCACAUCGAUGGGAUCAAAUGUGGCUCCUGCUUAUGCCAAUUUAUUUAUGGCAAGAUUCGAAGAUGAAUUUGUAUAUACGAGCACAUUUUGGCCCUCGAUCUGUACUUGGCUACGCUAUAUAGAUGACCUAUUCUUUAUAUGGCAGGAUACUGAAGAAAAACUACAGUCUUUCUGUGAAUAUUUGAAUACCAGGCUCCCUACUAUCAAAUUCACCCUUGAAUUUGAUAAGACUGAGAUACACUUCCUUGAUGUGAAAGUUGAGGUGAGAGAUGGCAAAUUUGAAACAGAUAUUUAUAGGAAACCAACAGACAAAAUAACAUACUUGGAUCCUAAGAGUUUUCAUCCACCUACCACUGUGAGUGGGUUACCCUAUAGCCAACUCUUAAGAGUUAAACGGAUUGUGAGUACGGAUAGUGUAUUUGAGGAACGAGCAGAUGAAAUGAUGAAUAACUUUGUGAAAAGAGGUUAUAAACAGGAGAUGCUAGAAGACAUCAAACAAAGAGUUAGAGAAGUCGAUAGAGCAGAUUUGCUGGUCAAAAAAAAGGCAAGGAAAAUUGAUAGAUUACCAUUUGUCAGUACAUUUAGUUCACAAUCGAAACAGGUCAGGAGGAUAAUGUACAGACAUUGGCAUCUGUUACAGAUGGAUCAAAAAUUGAAACCUUGGACAACGAACCCACCUAUAAUGGCGUAUAAACGACCACCCAAUUUAAGAGAUCGUCUAGUGCAUGCUGUACAGGAACCAAUGAAGAAACAAGAAAACAGACAUGUGGGAUAAGAUGACCAUGAAAGAAAAUGUAAAGCCCUGCAUCUGAAAUAUAAACAUAUUUGGACUAAGGGAAAAUUUGGAGGAUAUAUGCUCCGUGAUAUGGACAAAUCUGAGAUACGGAUCACCUGAUUAUGUCUGAAUAUUAAAGAUGGUUAAGAGGAGAAGCUUUAUGUUUAUAUAUGUGUAGGACAAUAUUGAUAUCGAAUGGGCACUUGUGAACGAGAUGGUCUAGGAUAAUAUUAUUAUGAUAAUGAGUAAAAAGUAAUCACUGAUAUGAAA
Molecule: messenger RNA, 1402 nt
Organism: Xenopus laevis (African clawed frog)
Lineage: Eukaryota; Metazoa; Chordata; Amphibia; Anura; Pipidae
Exons: 2
Coding region: 23-1132 (369 amino acids)
Source: RefSeq, a predicted model, not a curated record